GUAUAGUACUUUAGAUACUUGGUGUUUCAGUUCACUUCAUAUAGUGUAAUUGUUAAAUUCCACGUUUAGUUUUGUUAUUUCACAUCCGUUAGGCUUUUAUUCUGAAAGAUGUAACGGACGGAAACGCCUUUGCGCUCCGGUUCGCGUCAGACUUUUGUCAGCAGGUAUAAGGAAGUGUUCAGUCCGGCCAACUAGCCUCCGAAAGACAAAUAAUACCUGAAUAAAACCUCAACCAGGAUCAAGACAAAGUAUGGAGCCGAGUAAAGCACUUCACACGGAAGACCGGGAUGCUCGUGGACCAGAAGAGAAGACCAGGAGGGCGGCAGCACCGGCAGCCGAGGCGGCUCCCCGCCUGCCGGAAGUCCGCCUGGUGGUGCUGGGCUGGAGGUGGCCCGGGAAGAGCCUGACCGGAAACACCAUCAUAGGCCGAGAGGAGUUUCACCUGGAGCGGGCCGCCGAGUUCUGCGUGAAGAGACAGACGGAGGUGCAGGAGCGGCAGGUGACCGUGGUGGACACUCCGGGCUGGUUCUCGGCCCAGGAUACGCCCCCUUCCUACAAGGAGGAGUUGGUGAGGGGAGCCUCUCUUUGCCCCCCGGGCCCGCACGCCUUCCUGCUCGUCAUCCCCGUGGGCAUGUUCACGGAGGUGGAUCGCGCUCGCAUCGAGGAGCACGUGAGCCUCUUUGGCCAGCGUGUGUGGAAGCACACCAUUGUGGUCUUCACCUGGGCCGAGGUGUUGAAGACCAUUUCCAUCAAGAGGUACAUUCACAGGGAGGGCAAGGAGCUGCAGUGGGUGCUGGAAAAGUGCAAGCGAAGGUACUUUGUCAUUAAUAACAGCAUAUUCGGGGAGGAUCCCCAAGUGGGGCGUUUGCUGGAGAAAGUGGAGAAGGUAGUGGCAGAGGAGGGGGGCUACUACAACCCGGAGGAGGUGGAGAAGAAAACCCUGGACGACAACGCGAAUCCAUCUAGAGAGGGACGGGAGCUGGGGGCUCGACCCAAACAGAAGUCUGUGCUCAGUUUGUCCAAAACCACGGAGGUGGAGCCGCUUUCCAAUUAGAAGAACCCUCUUGGCUGAUGGACCAUCUCAACCAAGAGAAGGAAAGGGGUGACUGACACACUUCCGUGAAUGUAUAAGCCAGUGCGACCUAUUUAUUUGUUGAAUCAGACAUGUUACUGUGUAUUUUAGUCGUGUUCGUUCUUUAGGAUUCUCACUGUGACGAUACCACAGGCCUUAACCACAUAAACACACUUUUCUUUGUUUUUCUUCUGCACUGUCAAAAGUGUACACUGACCUGUUGAAGUUGUUUCUUCGGUUUUGAAGACGUUGUUGGUAAAAUGUCUAGAGGGUUGUGUGACGGGAGGGGUUUGAUUGGACCCAAAGCGAGGCGGCACAAGCUGUGGCCGUCACCAAACCCGAACCCGACGUGUGCACUCCUCAGUCUCAUGUUAACGGCAGAACUGCACUACUAAGCUGUUACUAAUAUUCCCUUAAUGACUGUUGAGGGGAAUCGCUUUUUUUCAGUGAUUCCCAUUUUUUUGUGACCAAACUGUAAAUUGCUUUUGUCGCGCUGCGACGUUUGUUACUCUGUUAGAGCACAGUUAUGAACUCGACGUUAUUGAUUUUGUGUGUUGCCUUAAAAGCAGUGAUCGUUUCCCUUAAAACGAUAUGUUUGUGUUACUGUGGCAGAGGGACAUAUUUAAGGAAAGAAUGCGUUGCAAUGAGGAGCUGCAAACACGAGUUUAUUAACUGAAAGAAAAAUCUGAAACUAUAUAAAUUAUUGAUUGGUAGUUUGACUAAUUUUAAAAAUUUAGAAAGGGAAAUAUUAAACAUUAAUAUUAAGUAAAUAGUUGAUAUCUUUGGGUUUCAUAGUGUUGCUUGGACUUGGUAGCUAUUGCAAGUCAUCGUUUUUUGGGCUUCAGGAAACUAUACUCUUUAUUUCUUGAAUCGACAGGUAAAAUGACUGUUAGCAUGCGCCCGGCAUUCUGUCACUCGCCACGAAGCCGCCUCGCCACGGUGAUGUUCAGGGUCCAGGCCCGUACGACAUCACUGUUGGCUGUGAUUACAGGUGCAACAGAGCACCCGUCUGACCGCCCGAGGUCACGUUAGAGGUGUAAACAGGCUGGAAAAAGGACGAACCUCAAAGGGCGACCGAACACUGCUGGUGUUAAAUUUCUCUUUCCGGGUACGACACCCGGCUUGGUGGAGAACCGGUGACGUCAGCGAGGCGACACAAGCAGAAUGCAAGAAUCUGAAACUGUCGCUGUGUACUAUAAUGGGAUCAGCUGCCCUGGACAGACCCUCCUGUGACGGUUGUUUAUAGGUCACCGUGACGGCUCGCCAGAGGAAUCAGGUGGUGUUCCAAGUCUUUUGCAUUGAUGUGUGUAAAAGACGACAUCCAAAGCUGUGUACUCGGAUGAGACUGUCUCCCAUCGUGUGCACAAAUAGCAACGCGUCUGUUGACAUUUAGUGUGAUACUGAAAUGUGACACAGGACAGCGGCUCGCUGCUGACCUGUUGUACACCAGUGCCUAAACUCAGUAUCACUGUUAAAUGAUUUGGUCAUUUUAGUCACAGGUCUGACAAAAACACGCCUUAAAUAAGCACUUAAACGCUGCUACAGAUGUGGGGCAUUAUGGAUUUGAUAACAGGUUUGAUAAUUAACAUUAUUUCAAAGCGACAUGGAGCCGCUAAUCCACCAGUCAGAAAACAGUACGAUUGCAUAAUACAAUAUACAUUAGUCAAAACACAAAAUAAGAUCAGACGUGUAUGAAAACUGUUAUUGAGCACUCGACCUAAAAUAUAACCCACCUUUGUAGCAAUGUUUUGGAUCGAGUUACUGUCAAAGUCCAGCACGUGUUACUGAAGUUACUCUUUAGGAAUGAAUGAAGGUAACACAGUCAAUGUCUUUUUCUGUAUCAUCUGUAGCCCUGAAACAUGUGUCUUAUUACUAUUGUUUUUCUAUGUCUUAUUGGCCCUCCCUAUCCUUAGAAAUGAUCUGAUGUUCUUUUAAGCACAAAUAAAUCUGUAUUUUGAUUUAA
Messenger RNA from Gasterosteus aculeatus aculeatus (three-spined stickleback), 3035 nucleotides. RefSeq names its product GTPase IMAP family member 4 (gene gimapl). Lineage: Eukaryota; Metazoa; Chordata; Actinopteri; Perciformes; Gasterosteidae. Gene Ontology annotation, molecular function: GTP binding. The record is from RefSeq and is a predicted model, not a curated record.